This is a messenger RNA of Syngnathus acus (greater pipefish), 2403 nucleotides long. It is a transcript of the gene rab1ba, whose product is annotated as zRAB1B, member RAS oncogene family a. The record is from RefSeq and is a predicted model, not a curated record. Bases 316 to 921 code for a protein of 201 amino acids. Lineage: Eukaryota; Metazoa; Chordata; Actinopteri; Syngnathiformes; Syngnathidae. The transcript is spliced from 6 exons. Gene Ontology annotation, molecular function: GTP binding; GTPase activity.
CCGCUCAUGCGCGAUCAGGCACUUGGCGCUUCUACUGACCAACGGUCGCAGAAAGAAGGAAAAGCGAGUCUAACACCGUCACACUAGCGAGAAUUCGUCAAAUAUCACCGGGCCGCAAUCCAACGACGAGGAAUGAGCAUUAUAUGAUCAAAUGGUGAGCGAGUAACGGUGACGGGAGCACGAAAAACGUUCAUUCGAGUCCCUCGACGACCGAACCUACGAGCCAUUUUGCCCGAGUCGGAAGGAAGAAAGAAGGAAAGCAAGGACGGAAGAAAAAAGGAAGUGUCGAGUCUAGACGGCGACAGCAGUGAGACCAUGAAUCCCGAAUACGACUAUCUGUUCAAGCUUCUGCUUAUUGGGGACUCCGGAGUUGGCAAAUCCUGCCUUUUGCUCCGCUUUGCCGAUGACACCUACACGGAGAGUUACAUCAGCACCAUUGGGGUGGACUUUAAGAUCCGAACCAUCGAGUUGGAUGGCAAGACAAUCAAACUGCAGAUUUGGGACACGGCGGGCCAGGAGAGGUUUCGCACCAUCACCUCCAGCUACUACCGCGGCGCGCAUGGCAUCAUCGUAGUGUACGACGUGACGGACCAGGAGUCCUACAGUAACGUCAAGCAGUGGCUCCAGGAAAUCGACCGAUACGCCAGCGAAAACGUCAACAAGCUUCUGGUGGGCAACAAGUGUGACCUGACCACAAAGAAAGUGGUGGACUACACAACUGCCAAGGAGUUUGCCGACUCUUUGUCCAUCCCCUUCCUGGAGACGAGCGCCAAGAACGCCACCAACGUGGAACAGGCCUUCAUGACCAUGGCGGCGGAGAUCAAGAAGCGCAUGGGCCCCGGGGCCACGGCGGGCGGUGACAGGCCCAAUCUGAAAAUCGAGAGCACCCCCGUCAGGCAGUCGGGGGGAGGCUGCUGUUAAAGGGGGGGCCCAAACUCCCGCCUAAUUCCCCACCUUCACCGCUGUCUCUGGUGUCAAUUGAUUCCCACCCCCCUGUGCUUUCCUCUGUGUGCGUCCAUCCGUCAUCUCCAUCUGACCUGGACCGGCCACAUUGUUUUGCUAGAAUAUCUGAUUUUUAUGGAUUGCCCCCGGCAUCAUCACACAAGGUCGGGGUGGGGUGGUGGGGGGCUGGUUUGUUCACUUUGCAAAGUCCACUUGGUCCUUGUCUGUUGCUUCUACGGUUAUCCCACAUUUAGCACGCCUUUUUUUUUUCAAUGCAAUUUGACGACACUCCCACACCCUUUUCUUUUUUUCUGCCCCUCUGCCAUCUUAUCAGCCCAAAUCUGCUUAGUGCACAGGUGCAAGCAUCUGGCCGCUUUUGUCCUGUCCUCUCUACAACGAGCGCAUGCAAACAUUUGCGCUCCUGCUGGAGAGGAAAGAUUUGCUUGGGCAUGUAUCAACCCAAUCCAAGGCCUCGUGAAUUUGUUUCCACACAGAACCGGGUGGUGGCUCGGCUCUUUGCACUACGAGGGCAAAACAAAUUGCAAAUUGCGGUGGGAGCUUCCCAUUUGCGAUAAUCUUCCGUGUCCUUCGAUUCCACUUUGGUUUCUCGCGUGAGCCGCCGUGCCAGGUUCAGGAUGAUGUCGCUGAAGUUGAGACACGUUGUCCAACUGAAACUGCUCUUUACUCUUGUCGGUUAGUUGUUUAUUUGAGUGCACUCUCGUCUUGAUAAUGUUGGCUUAUGACCAAGGACCUUCAAAAGUUGUGACUACAUAGCAAAAAAAAGUCUCAUUUGUCUUUCCUCUGGCGAUGACGUGCAGUGCCGAACAGAAGCGUGACUUGUAGGCUCGCUGAUGCUUUUGAAGCAUAAGGACGUUUCUGGGACGGACUGGUCUUGGGUUUCCGGACUAGGUAUGAUCUCUCGACUCGUCUGCAAAUGAGUAGAGCAGCGGCUUCUGUUUGAGGACAUUGGCGAGGAAGAGCAUAAAUGUGAAUUCUUUUUUUGGUGGGUUAAUGUUUUAAUGGAGCAGGACUGAGUCAAAACAUUCCUGAUCUAUUUGGACAAUUGUGACACCGGUGUCAUUCCAGCAGAUGCCGGACAUUUAGUGGAUGUUGUGCUUUGAUGACUGCUUAACUUGUUUCGACUUGCUCUUCUACUGAUUUUAACGUUUUCAUCGAUUAUUUACUGCUGGGCGGCGUGUCCACGCAAACUUUGAUUCUGUAGUUGUACACGUGUCUCAAAGCAGGUAACGUCCACGGCUUUUGUACACAUCUUCAUGGACUUGUUUAAAAAAAGAAAACGAGAAAAAAACAAGUACAUGCACACACACAAAUCAGGCACCUGUCAGUCACUUUUUUGUUUUGCUUGUUCACUUGGUGCUGUCUACUGCUGAUUUUUGACAAUGUUUGUCUGUACAUAUUAUAAAUAACUAUAUAAUAAAAUGAUGAAAAACUUCAACAAUA